GUGAGAACAGAGGGAGGAGAGAGGGAACUCUCGGUCCUAAUCGUCAGCUUUCUUUUGUCACUGCGAUUCUGUCUGCUUCUUCAUCUGCAGCACACAGGAAAAUAGAAAAACAUUGAAAAGAGUGAGGCAAACGAAGGAAAAAGGAGUGCGAAGCGCAGAAGAUAUUUUCAGGAUUUUCUGAGAGGGAAAUAAGAGACUGACUCAUACGGAGGCGAAAUAAGUGGAUGUGUGGGAAACCAUUUACAAGUUUGAAGACAAACCUGUGAAGAGGAGAGGGUCCAGGAACGGAGAGGACAAAGAGAGUGGGAGAGAGGGGGGACCUGUUCAGUCCCUCAUCCUCAUGCCACCAAACUGUCAUUAUUAGACAGCAACAGGAUAGUCCUAGCUCCACCUGCCUGUCCACCUGCCUCUCUCCCACAUCUGUAUUCUGCAUUUUUUGACACAACAUCUGUAUUGUCAAGCCUUGGAUACAUGUUGUUGGGUCCCAGAAGACGUGACAAGACGUCAGUUUGAGGGUUGUCCUCGACAGCUGUGCCUGUGAGUGAGUGGGUGGAAUUGUCUCCCUCCGCCUGCACUCCGCUGUGUUGGGAGUGUGUGUGUGUGUUUGUGCGCACUGACCGAUGUGUAUGUGAACUCAAUUGCUUGUCUCUGGUUGUUACAAUUGUCUUAGUCAUCCUUCAGCCUCUAACUGGGUUGUUGUUCACCUGUGAGUGUUUGUGUGUAAGUGCGUAGGUGUGUGUGUGUGUGUGACUCUCUUGGGUAUCAUUGGAACUGUAUGUAUGGUGGAACUGUAUGUAUGCACCAGCUCUUGCGUAACAUGUUGCCAACUGCAUGACAUCCUUCCAGAAAGACUUCCACCUUCAUGGACCUGACACGGAAUGGUGCUAAAGGAUUUGCAGUUGCACACCACUGUUUCGCCAUACAUGCAUAAUGAAUGCAUAAGGAUCCAUUAUGCAGGAACUGGAGUCCCCCAGGAGGGCUUGAAGCCCAUGUUAACCUCCUCAGUAGUUUCCUCAAAGGAACAGUGAAGCGCUGUUAGUAAGACCUACAGACCCCUGUUGUCAGCCACCAGUGACAGUGCCUGUCUUGCCUCUCUGUCUGUCUGGAGAGUGACCUCUCUAUUUACAGCCACUUAUUUAUGUCGUAAUCUCUCUCUCUCUCUCUCUCUCCUAUCUUCAACUGAAUCCUGUACGUUUUGGUGUUACGCUUUGAAAGAGGCCAUAUACAAAAUCCAUAGAACCUUCGACCAAUCUCGCUUUAUCCCUCCCUCCAAAAACUCUUACCCUCUGGACCCUGCUCUCAUUGGUCCGUCAUCAUGAUUGGUGUAAACAGCAUCCAUUCAGAUGGGCGAAAUCGCUCCCGCUCUCUUUGCUCUGUGCGUGUUCGGCGGGACUUCAGGGUGAUGGAUCCCUUCCGCUACCCCCGCGCCCCCCGCUCUCGUUCCCUCAAACCCUUAUCCUUUCCUGACCUGCUGGGAAGGUCCCAGGAUGGACAGAACCACCCACAGGCCCGCAAGAAGAAGGCACAGCUUGGAAAAUGCAGGGCCUUGUACAAUUCUAUCAGAAACGAGAAGCUCCAGUGGACCAUCGAUGAGGAGGAGUUGCGCAAGUCCUUCUCCGAGUUGGCCGAUUUGCGCACUGACUCCGCCUCCCACACCAUGAAGCGAAUCGGCAGUGGCCUAGGCGUGGCCCAGAAUCCUGACGCCCUGAUCUAUAAGAAUGGCUUCCUGGUACGGAAGGUCCACGCAGACUCUGACGGCAAGAAAACGCCCAGAGGUAAGAGAGGAUGGAAGACGUUUUAUGUCAUGCUGAAGGGACUGGUCCUCUACCUGCAGAAGGGAGAGUACCGUCCAGAAAAGCAGCUGUCUGAAGAGGAUCUGAAGAAUGCUGUGUCCAUCCACCACUCUCUGGCCAUGAGGGCAGCAGACUACAGCAAGAGGCCCAACGUCUUCUACCUGCGCACUGCAGACUGGAGAGUGUUCCUCUUCCAAGCACCUAAUGCAGAGCAGAUGCAGUCGUGGAUCACCCGUAUCAACGCGGUGUCAGCCAUGUUCUCAGCGCCACCCUUCCCUGCAGCCAUCGGCUCUCAGAAGAAAUUCAGCCGUCCGCUGCUGCCAGGCUCCAACACCAAGCUGUCUCAGGAAGAGCAGGUGAAAUCCCAUGAGACACGUUUCCGGGCCAUCUCCUCUGAGCUGAAUGAGUUAACCGCUGUAAUUCCAGACAAAAAAGCCAAAGUUCGUGAUCUGGAGGAGCACAAGCAACGUGAGGAGUACCUGGAGUUUGAGAAAACUCGCUACGGUACGUACGCCAUGCUACUGAGGGCUAAGAUCCGGAGUGGGGAAGAGGACCUGUCUCUGUUCGAGUCGAGUCUCUUUGACGAUGGGGGUCUCCAGAGGGCCCACUCCAGCCCCACUCUGCGGGAGGAACACAGCAGCAGCAGCCAGGCCAGCAGUGCCAAGAGGGGGGGGCAGCAGCAGUAGUUCCAGCACCAGGGGAAGCAGCAAGACCAAGUGCUCUGAGUCCCAGAGAAACAGCUACAGGAAGGCUGUCAAACAGUGAGAGGGACCCUGGAGGGUGUUGCAGUGGACACGAUGGCUUAAACAAUUGGAUUAUCUGUGUUGAUCGAUAGACGGGGACCACUGGUGUGACUGGAAAAUGAGAUGGAGGAAGAUGAUGGGGGAUAGACCUGUUGCAUGCUUUUAUCCCGACAAACCACAGGCACUGGAUGCUCCAGUGCACUCAGUCCUUCAUUUUACUAUACACAUGACUAACUUCUGUGUGGUCCUAAAUUCUGGGUCAUAUCCACAUUUAUUUUAUUUGAACGUGCUUUUUGGACCAAUUGUUGUUUACAGAGAUCUAAAGAUGACAUGGACUUAUGCCAUUAGAUCUGAUUAUGUUGAGUCGUAGGUUCUUGUCCUCCCUCCCUUCACUGUCUCCAUACUUUACAUCUAUGUGAUUACUGCACACAGCCCACCAACUCCAUGUGUAAAGUGAGUUGCCGUGCCGACCAGCUAGGAUGGACAGAGACGGGGCUGCAUCGGCUCAUCUGACUGUUACCAUGGAGACUAAACGGAGCCAGGGAUCAUUCCGUCCGACCAGAUUGCCAGAACCUCAACCCAACCACAAUGCAUUUGGAGGAAACUGGACUAAUGCUGGGCUCUUCACGAUAGACAUGAUCAAUUGGAAGGAAUACAGCAGGUUACUGGACAUAAUUUAUGAUGCUGCAUGCACAUAUCAAUGUUCUCCAAAGUCUUUGCUAUGAUUUUGUUAUCCUAUGGACUUUUAUUGUGGCAAACUGAACUGGCCUAGAGCCAGGCCCUUCUACUGUAACUGUGAAGCUCUGCUGGAUCUCAUUGUUAUUUCUAAGGACAUUUACACACAUCAGCUAUGGCACCGCCACUACUCCUUGAGUGUUUUGUCUUACUAAUGGGUUGAUGAAGUAGGUUGAUCACACAGACUGGCUGUCUAUCGGCUUAAUGAACUGAAAGAGUAGGAGGACUGCAUGCGUACGAGGAGAUGGAAGACUCACUCAAGAGGACAUGCUUCGCUAUGGUAUCAAGACUAUCCCUUUUUUUUCCCCUUAUGUGAUUCACAUGGUGUUUUUCAUUUGUACAACUGAAAGAAAAAAAUAAACGUGACAGGAGGCUUAGUUUACAGUA
Messenger RNA from Oncorhynchus masou masou (cherry salmon), 3658 nucleotides. Its product is annotated as PH and SEC7 domain-containing protein 1-like. Gene Ontology annotation, molecular function: phospholipid binding; protein binding; guanyl-nucleotide exchange factor activity. The transcript has 8 exons. NCBI's taxonomy places the organism in Eukaryota, Metazoa, Chordata, Actinopteri, Salmoniformes, Salmonidae. The coding region runs from base 1316 to 2479 and encodes 387 amino acids. Gene Ontology annotation, biological process: regulation of ARF protein signal transduction. The record is from RefSeq and is a predicted model, not a curated record.